UUCGCAAAUCACACUACAAGACGAACAAACUAAGAUGCUGAGCUUUUUGUAAAGAUGUACUCUACCUGGGGGCUUUAGGAAACUUUAAUCAGAACAAACUGCGAUAAACAAGAAGACCAGGCGGCCCGUAUCGUGCACGAGGAACGAGGAGCCGCAUCAAUCAAGCUUCCUUUCUUCACACUGAUUGGACUCGACGCGUUUCGUGAGGCAUCGCUGCAUUCCGUCGAUCUAUCGAACAGUCACUCGGACACUACUUUCCAAUACAAACCUAUUCUUAAAACAAGGCUCUCCUGUCCCGAGUUCAACAUUUAUCAAUAUCUCUGACGCCUGUGGGACCGUCAGAAAUCCUGCUGGUUAACCUCACUCUUCAACAUGACCAACACCUCUUGCCAAGGGUAGUUGAAGGCAAUGGCACAUUGUUGUCCUAAACUCUAUGAACUGGAUAUUUUCCUCUCCCACCUUAAGUAAGAGCUGAAGACAAUUUUCUGUAGUCAAGAUGCAAAUGCUUUCAGCUGUUUUGCUUCUGUUCUGUUUGCACAAGUUUUGCUGGAAGGUUACAUGCAGAAGAGUACAUAUUCCAGACGUGGGGCUUGUGGACUGGGGAGAAGCUGAUAACGAGGAGAACCCCUCCCCCAAAGGUGCCAGCCCUCGCGUCCUCAACCCCCUGCGCCUCUUUGCCCGGGGAUCCCCUGGGUUCAAGAGCAACCUGAGGGAAAUAACAUUUUUGGAAAACCUAGAGGACUCCUGGGACUGGUUAUCUAACAAGACAGAUGUGCAUGAGACACAGAGCAGGACUAAACGCAGACCUAUCGUGAAAACGGGCAAGUUUAAAAAAAUGUUUGGCUGGGGCGACUUCAACUCCAACAUCAAGACUGUGAAAUUGAAUCUACUCAUUACAGGGAAGAUAGUGGACCAUGGAAAUGGCACGUUUAGUGUUUAUUUCCGACACAAUUCCACAGGCAUGGGGAAUGUGUCCGUCAGUCUAGUGCCGCCCUCUAAGGUGGUGGAGUUUGAGAUGGCUCAGCAGUCUACCCUGGAGACUAAAGACUCUAAAUCUUUCAACUGCCGUAUCGAGUAUCAGAAAACGGACCGCAGCAAAAAGACUUCACAUUGCAGCUUUGACCCAUCCAAUGUGUGUUACCAAGAGUCGACCCAGAGUCACGUCUCCUGGCUCUGCUCGAAGCCCUUCAAAGUCAUAUGUAUCUACAUUGCAUUCUACAGCAUUGACUAUAAAUUGGUGCAGAAAAUCUGCCCAGAUUACAAUUAUCACAGUGACACACCAUACACUUCCACGGGUUAAGGUCCAGUCAAGCCAAGUUUGGAUCCUCUACAGUAAUAUUCUAUAGAAUUUAAACAGCAUGGUCAACCCCAUUGGCACCUUGCGACAUCUAAACUUAUUUUCACCAUGUGUUCCAUCUGAUUUUGAAGCAAUUAUAAUAAAUCCAGAUGUUUUGCAUUAGGCUAAAAUACUUGCAUGUUUUUCAACAUCUGCCUUUUCGUGAAAAAGCAGUCACAAUGUUAUGAUGGCAAAAUAGUUUCUGGUUAACCCUUUAGUUACCAUUGAAAAUACAGUGCAGCUUUUACAUGAUUAUAAAUCACAGUUCAAGAGUCACAAUUUGCACAUUUCCUCCCUAACAAUUGAUCUUGCAUUGAUAACCAACAUAUUACUAAUUUCCAAUUGUAACAUAUACUUAAUUUGUUAUGUAGCAUGUCAUGAAUUUUCAGGCUAAAAAACAGGGUCAAAAUUACCCUCAGCAGCACGGAAAAUUUACUGAUUACUUCUAACUUUCUAAACAGAAGCAAAUAGUAAUAGUAGAAUAGUAUUUUUUUUAAAUGAUGUACACGCUCAUGCAAUGAGAUGGAGAUGCCAUGUUGAGAUCACAUGACCAGCCAAAUAUUACCUCGAUAAUUAUUAUAUCGAUAAUCCCCUGAAAAUUGGAUGCUUUCACUCAUGGAAUAAAUUAAUCAUUUUUGAUGCACCUUUUUGCAAUGACAACUUAGAACUUUGUUUUAGCAUGAUGCUGCAUCUACACCGCCAUGUGUCAGCACAAUUUUACCAUGUGCAUAUUUAAACUUAACACAUUCCAACCCCAUUCCCUGUUCAUAACAAUUUCCAGUUGCCGCUGAGAUUGGGCUGUGGAGAAUUUUUUGAAAACACUAUCUCUUGCUGUAAAAAUAAUAAAUCACACACCUACAUAGGAUAAAAUAUAUAUGUGAAACACCUGUUUUCAAUGUGAGGUUUAUGUGUGUGUUAGUAUGUUUGUGUGUGUUUUAUUGGCCUUUUGUUGCACUAUUGUUUAGCACUAAAUUGUGGAAACUAUUUUAAUGUGGAGAGCGUACGCAGUUGUCAAGAUUAGCACAAUCGGGUGAAAUCAUUCAGCAAAGACAUCACAUACAAAUUACCCUUAGUCAUUUCGCAUUUCACAAAAGCUCUGUGUAUAAAUUUAGAUUUGUGUAUAAUUUCAAAGAGUAAUUUGUGAUGUCUCAAGAGAGCACAAUUCAUUGGACAGGUGGAUUUAGUGAAACUGGCAGCCGGUUAACAACCCUUUGUCAUGGUCCUGCCACAGUGAUCCACAUUUCCAGUCUCUAAUUAACAUUAAUUAUAGUGGGAAAUUUCACUUAAAAACCAUGGCAGAGGGGACUGAAGCCAAAAACUGAAAUUUAGCACGUCAGUCAUGUAGCAAACCUCUGUUCACACCAAUGACUUUGGACUGGAAUCAAACUCUUUUCUGUGCUAUUAAGAGAUAAUGGUCCUCUACUCGAGAAGGGAAGAUGUGUCGGAAUAUAAACAAAAUUGUUUUUUUUUUUUUUCCUUGUUGCAUGGUUUCCAAUUUAUGCAAGUGCAAAUGAGGUGGAAAUAUUGAGGAUAAUUUAAUAUAUUAUUUAAGUCUACCUUGUACUGAUUGUUUUUCUAUAUAUAUAUUUAAAACAGUAUGUAGAGAUCAAAGGAAUAAAUGUUUUGUGUCAUUUUUGUUUACAUUCUAGUCUAAAUGUCAGUGUGACAAUGAACCACUCGAAAUGCCACAGUCUAAUAAUCAGAACUGGAGUUCUCAGGUUCCAUGUGUGUAUGCCAAAAACAUUAUGGCAAUUUAUUUCAUUCCUCCCUUAUCAGGGGCUUCUGAUCUGGAUCACAGUAAUGCUCAAAGUGAAGAAUCAGAUGGAUAAUUAAUUGUACUGAUAUGACUCAAGAAAAUGUUGAUAUAAAGAUAGCUGUUUAUAAUUGUAUUUGGUUUAUAAUCCAGUGUGCAAUUCUGUGAAUAGUGUAUAAAUGUGACUAUAUAAAAUCGUGUGUAUUUUGCCUUUCAAGGAUAUAUUUGUUUCUUUUAUCACUCAAUCUUUUCCUACUUUUCGUGUUGGACAGGUAUAUCAAA
Messenger RNA from Myxocyprinus asiaticus (Chinese sucker), 3371 nucleotides. RefSeq names its product neurexophilin 2a (gene nxph2a). NCBI's taxonomy places the organism in Eukaryota, Metazoa, Chordata, Actinopteri, Cypriniformes, Catostomidae. The record is from RefSeq and is a predicted model, not a curated record. Bases 497 to 1300 code for a protein of 267 amino acids. The transcript is spliced from 3 exons. Gene Ontology annotation, molecular function: signaling receptor binding.